Molecule: messenger RNA, 495 nt
Organism: Mus pahari (shrew mouse)
Lineage: Eukaryota; Metazoa; Chordata; Mammalia; Rodentia; Muridae
Product: olfactory receptor 6C6-like
Exons: 1
Biological process (GO): G protein-coupled receptor signaling pathway
Cellular component (GO): membrane
Molecular function (GO): G protein-coupled receptor activity; olfactory receptor activity
Source: RefSeq, a predicted model, not a curated record
AUGAAAAAUCAGUCAAUGGAACUUGACUUCAUUCUUUUGGGAUUGACAGAUGACCCACAAUUGCAAAUUGUGGUUUUUCUGUUUCUCUUUCUCAAUUAUGUGAUGAGCCUGNUGGGGAACUUAAUCAUUGUGCUUCUCACCCUGCUGGACCCUCGCCUCAAAACCCCAAUGUAUUUCUUUCUNCGUAAUUUCUCCUUUUUGGAAAUCAUGUUCACAACAGUGUGUAUUCCCAGAUUCUUGACGACCAUUGUGACUGGAGACAAAACUAUUUCUUAUAAUAAUUGUGCAGCUCAGUUGUUUUUCAUUCUUUUGCUGGGAGUCACAGAAUUUUAUCUCCUGGCUGCCAUGUCCUAUGACCGCUAUGUUGCCAUCUGCAGACCACUGCACUACCCUAUCAUCAUGAACAGCAAAGUGUGCCACCAACUCGUCCUCAGCUCCUGGGUGACUGGGUUCUUGAUCAUCUUUCCCCCAUUGGCCAUGGGUCUGAAGCUGGAU